CGAAGAACUGCUGCAGAAAAAAACAAAAAGUUUUUUAUUUUAUGACUGUAGUUAUAUCUUUUUUUUUUUUCCUCAUUCAUAACCAGCUGUUACUUUGUGGACCUGGUUUGACUGUCAGGCGUCGACAUGGAAACAGACGAACAGGCCAGGAACCGUUUCCAGUCAGAGCUGGAGUUCGUCCAGUGUUUGGCCAAUCCCAACUACCUGAACUUUUUGGCUCAGAGGGGUUUCCUGAGGGAGAGAACUUUCAUUAACUACUUGAAGUACCUGCUGUACUGGAAGGAACCAGACUAUGCCAAGUUCCUCAAGUAUCCACACUGCUUACACAUGCUGGAGCUGCUGCAGUACGAACACUUCCGGAAGGAGCUGGUCAACGCUCAGUGCGCCAAGUUCAUCGACGAGCAGCAGCUGCUGCACUGGCAGCAUUACUCCAGGAAACGCACCCGGCUGCAGCAGGCGCUGGCUGAGCAGCAGCAGACGCAGCAGCAGCCACCGCCGCAUGGGAACGCCGCCACAAAGUGACCACGCCCACAGUGGACGGAUGUUCAGGAUUUGACUUUAAAAGCUGAUGCACACAGCAGCCUGCAUUUGAAAAACUUCACAUCUGCCAGGAAGCAGUAUUUUUCUGAAAACAAGUGCUGAAGUCACUGCGUGCAGCGAUACAGCUGGAGGCGGUCCAUGUUUUUGGUUUUAAGCUGCCUCUUUUGGCUCCCUUCACUGAAAAGAUUUUUUUUUGUCCUAUUAGUCAUUUGUGACUUUGUAUAAUUUAGACUCUGCUAAAGUGCUUAGUGCUUAGUGCUUCAGUGACUGUGCACAAAAACCCGACUGGUUCAGUCAGCCUUCAGACGUGACGCGUGGACAUCAGCAGAGGUGAAUCUGGAUUAGUGGUUGUUUCAUAAAGACUUUGUUCCCAUAACAGUCACACAUUUUCAAAUAGCAAACAUUUGAGGUAUGUUUCUGUGUCAUGUGAUCUUUCUUUUUAAUAAAACUUCUAAAACUA
Messenger RNA from Thalassophryne amazonica, 1000 nucleotides. RefSeq names its product mediator complex subunit 31 (gene med31). The transcript has 4 exons. The record is from RefSeq and is a predicted model, not a curated record. Bases 127 to 522 code for a protein of 131 amino acids. Gene Ontology annotation, cellular component: core mediator complex; mediator complex. Gene Ontology annotation, biological process: regulation of transcription by RNA polymerase II. Lineage: Eukaryota; Metazoa; Chordata; Actinopteri; Batrachoidiformes; Batrachoididae. Gene Ontology annotation, molecular function: transcription coregulator activity.